UAAAUGCAAACUAGUUUUUAGAAUUUACUACACAAAUGAAGUUCUCAACCUACACAUUUCAUUUUAUUGUAAUCAAUACAUUUAAUUAAUAAAUAAAAAUGGUAAAUAUUUUUUUUAAAUUACUAUUGUUACCAUUAUACAUGUAUGAUAUGUGUAUAAUAAUUUUUUUAAAGAAAAUUCUAUUCUUUCAAUUAUACUUUUAGGAUGGAAAGGAGCUGUGCCUUAACGAACAUGAAAACUUAUCUUCAGAUCAAGAAACCAACGAAACUAUUAAUGAAUAUUAUGUGAAUAAAGGAUUUAACGAUUCUAAUGGCUCAAAGGAAGAUCUUUUCAAUCAGGUAAGUUAAGAUAUUCGUAUUCCUUUUCUCAACUUGGGAUAAGUAACUCCUAGUAACAAUAGUACAUUAUAGUGUUUUAAUAUUAUUUUUCAUUUCAACAAAAUAACGUAGAUAAUAUCUAUUGUGUCCAAAAUAUUAUUUUAUUUAAAGUAUGUAAAUAUUAAAUACAAUUAAGUUAAUUUCUGGGGAGUGAAUUAUAUAAUUUUAAAAAUCAAUUAUAAUGUACUUCUUUAAUUCAAAGGUUAAAUUACAGGUAUCUAAUGUAAAAAAAUAUUUGAAAUUUAAAAUAUAAGUAUAUGAAUGUAUUGUUGGUUUACUUUGACCGUAAAAAAUGUUUUAAAAUAAGUAAUUAUUGUCUAUGUCUUUAUGACAUUGAAUGAUAGUAUUAUCUAUUAUAGUAUUACUGUUUUAAGUUCAAGAGUUUUAGAUUAAUAUUUAUACUGCAAGGUCCAACUAAUCACUAUAUAUCUAUUAAACAUAUAGUCAUAUAUGAUAUAGGUACUUAUUAAUGUGUUCAUUAUGUAUGUGUUUAUUUGAAAAAAAUAUAUUCGUAAUACCGUUAUCCAUACUAGGUAUUACAAUUUAUAAUCAUAAUAUAAUUUAAUAUGUACCUACCCAAGUAUUGUAAUAACAAAAAUAAUUUAUUGCAUUGCAUGAGUACCUAAUACUUGAGUGUGGUAUUAUACAUUAUUGUUUCCAUAUUAUGUUUUUUUGUUUAAAAAUUAAGUAUCAAUAGCUAAAAAAAGUUUAAUAUUAUCAUUACAAUUUUACAGGUUGGGACAGAAACAAUUCAUUCCCUGACGAAAAUGGCAAAUUCAGAAAUACCUACAACUACCAUGCAAGAUGGUUAUGUUAAUGACGCAUAUGAAGAUGGUUUUCAGAAAUCAAAUAAGGUGAAUGAUAAACUUGUAUAAAAAUUGAACGUAUUGAAAACAGUUUUAAAUUUAUUGUAAAUUAUAUUUGUAUAUAUAUAUAUUUCUUUUAAGGAAAAUACAAAUGACAAAUUAAUUGGUUUUGAAAACGUUUAUUGAACUAGUUAUUGAUUUACCAAUAAUUAUUCAAAAUUUGGGAACAAAAAUAUUUUUUCUCUUAAAAAAAUUUCAUUAAAUUAAAUUAAUAAUUCUGUCUUUUCAACUAAAAUAUCUGAAUUUAAACUUUCACGUAUUUACUCUGUCUCAGUUUUGCCCUUUUUUAAAUUCAUUAAAAUCAGAGUAUUGAGAUAUGUUUAAUUUAAACAUAAUAAUUUAUUCUUCUAAAAUGUAAACUUCUACGUAUAAUUAUAUCAAAUAUCCUCCUUUAACUAUAAAACACUGUUUUUGUUUUUAUGUUUUAUAUGUAUUAUUUAAUCAAACAGGGGGCGGUGCCAUUGGCACAAAACACCACUAUCAUUACUUCUGCAACAUUAGAAAAUCAAAUUAUGCAAUUGGAUGAAGAUAAUAAUGGAGUGGUGGCCAUUAAUUUGGAACCGAAAGAGAAAAAGUGGAAAGUACAAUCUGUAGGAUGGGAUUCCAAUAGAAGUAUGAUUUUGUUGGGUAUAGUAUUAGCUUUUGACACAUGGGCUGCAAUAUUUUAUUGCUUUAAAACAAAUGUAAUCACUAAUAGUAUUUUAAAUUAAAUUUUUAUUGUUAAUAAUUGUCAAGUCAAAUUAAUUUCAUAUUAGUUUAAAUUAUAAUAUUAUACAUCAUAUAUGAAUUAUAAUCAAAUUCAAAAAUAAUAAACACAGAUUAAAUUUCUUUUCAUUAACCGUGUGUAAAUGUAUUUUAUUUCAUAGUUAUAUUCUUUUGACGUACAAUAACCUCGAUUAUUAUUAAGUAUAAUAAUUAAUAAAUAACAGCUUAAUCAAUUAGUAUUGUAA
Cinara cedri is the source of this 2193-nucleotide messenger RNA. The record is from the annotation of a GenBank genome assembly. Lineage: Eukaryota; Metazoa; Arthropoda; Insecta; Hemiptera; Aphididae.